ACAAAUCUUGAAAAGUUUAAGCAAUUAUAAUAUCUGUCAUACUUUACAAAGAGUUAGUAUUUAUACAUAUUCCAAUAUUUUAAUUUUUGGGUAAAAUUUGUUAUGGAAGGAUCGAAUAUAGAAGUUGUGCUUAUUACUGGAGCGUCCAGUGGAAUUGGCGAAGGACUAGCUUAUGCAUUUGCUAGUAAAGGAGCAUCUUUAUCACUUUGCGGACGAAAUGUAGAAAACUUGAAAAAAGUUGCAGAGAAAUGUGUUUCUGAAGGCGCAGCAAAGGUAGUAGAAAUCGCAGCGGAUGUAACAAAAGUUGACGACAUGGAACGAAUGGUGGAUGAAACGGUCGCACAACUUGGUCAGAUUGAUGUUCUUAUCAACAAUGCUGGGUGGGCCGGCUAUGGUGGAAUCGAAACCGCAACUAUUGUCGGCUUUGACAAGGUUUUUGACGUAAAUUUAAAAGCGCCGUAUUAUUUGAUCCAACGGUGCCUACCACAUUUGAAAAAGACACACGGCUGUGUAAUCAACGUGUCAAGUUGUGCUCCGAAGCUUACACUACCAAGAACUAUGCAUUACAACAUGACGAAGGUUGGCCUUGACCAUCUUACUAAAAUCGCAGCAUUAGAACUGGGGCAAUAUGGAAUUCGUGUCAACAGUGUAAGGCCUGGAUUAAUUUUGACUCCGAUAUUGGAAAAGAAUUUUACCUCUGAUCAAAUUAUUGUUUUAACCGAGGAGUAUAUGAAAAAAACUCCUCUGGAGGAGAAGUUGGUGACUGUCCAAGAGGUUGCGGAUGUUGUGCUCUUCUUGGCAUCAUCCGGAGCAAGGAGCAUCACUGGAACUUGUCUUCUGAUAGAUCGCGGAAGAUGUUUAAUGUGAAAAAUGUUUCGUGGAUUUUUUUGAUUAUAUUUGUACGUUAUUCGUUUAAUUAUGAUUUAAUAGUUUAUCUGUACAAUCUAAACAUAAAACACAAUUUGGUAACGCCUAUACCAAUAUAUUGGGCCUUCGUAAAUGUAUACAUACACACAUACACACAUAUAUAUA
Messenger RNA from Ciona intestinalis (vase tunicate), 1032 nucleotides. The record is from RefSeq and is a predicted model, not a curated record. NCBI's taxonomy places the organism in Eukaryota, Metazoa, Chordata, Ascidiacea, Phlebobranchia, Cionidae.